This is a messenger RNA of Quercus lobata, 1079 nucleotides long. RefSeq names its product auxin-responsive protein IAA1-like. NCBI's taxonomy places the organism in Eukaryota, Viridiplantae, Streptophyta, Magnoliopsida, Fagales, Fagaceae. Gene Ontology annotation, cellular component: nucleus. Gene Ontology annotation, biological process: regulation of DNA-templated transcription. Bases 118 to 780 code for a protein of 220 amino acids. The record is from RefSeq and is a predicted model, not a curated record. The transcript is spliced from 5 exons.
CAAAAACCACACAAACACAAAAAUUUGAUAGUACUAAAUUAUUACUAUUAUCAUAUACUAGGAUUUAUUCGUAGUUUCAUACCCCAACUUGUGAUUGGUCCCACUAAGCCCUACACUAUGCCACCGGACACACUCUCGGAUUCGCCGGAGUCUGACGUCACCUCCGCCUUGACCUUCAAGGACACCGAGCUCACCUUAGGAAUACCUGGCGAGCCAACUCGUUCACCUGCAGGAAAGUUCUGUACCAAACGUGGAUUCAUCGAGACCGUCGAUCUUAACCUCAGAACAUCUACCAGUAAGCCACGUGGCAAAGCUCAUGCUGACGAGGUUGACGACAGGUCUGAUGAUGUUGUCUCCGGUACCUGCAAAACCCCAGCUUCCAAGACCCAAGUGGUUGGGUGGCCACCAGUGAGAUCGUACAGAAAGAAGGCGUUGGAGAGCUGCAAGUACGUGAAAGUAGCCGUAGAUGGAGCACCGUAUCUGCGUAAAGUGGACCUGGAGACAUACAAUAGCUAUCAGGAGCUAUUGAUGGCCUUAGAGAAAAUGUUCACUUGCUUCAAAAUUCGUGGUAAUUAUCUGGAUGAGAGCAAGGUUAUCGAUCCAAUGAAGGAAAUGGAAUAUGUGCCAACCUACGAAGAUAAGGAUGGUGACUGGAUGUUAGUUGGAGACGUUCCUUGGAAAAUGUUCAUAGAAUCAUGCAAGCGUAUUCGCUUGAUGAAAAGCUCAGAGGCUGUUGGGUUAGCUCCUAGAACUCCUCCAAGAUGUACAACCACGACUUGAAAACCAAGAAAUUAGAGUCUCCUUGAAUGGUAGAAGCUUGCUUAGCGAUCAGUCCGAUGGAGAGUAGAUAAAUAAGAAUGAUUACUUUUUUUCUUUUUCUUUUUUGAUAGGAAUAAGAAUGAUUACUGUUUGUUUUAUUUUCCCUUUCUGGUCUAAUUUGGUUGAUGAUACCUUCAUGUAACAUAUUAUUGUUAGUCUUGUAAACUUUUGCUGACAUUACUACUUCUUGUGACUUGUGAGUGAUUGUAAUCGUGCCUUUUGAAAUAUUAUUAGACUAUUAAUUAUUGUUAGAAUAUUAA